AUGGCCGCGCGGCGCGUCUCAGUCGUCGGCCCGCCGGCUCCGACGGCGGUGGUGGACGCGGCGGUGGCGGUGCGGGUGGCGGCGGGCGGCCGGAGCGGCGCGUCUCCUCGGCAGACGGCCAGUGGGCGCCGCUGGACUGGCGUCGGAAGACGUCUGAGCAGCAUGAGCGGUCUCCUGAGCUCCUCGGUGCCGCCACCGCCGAAUGUCACGCUCAAUGCCUCGGCCGCCAAGACGGCCUACCUACUGGCCGUUCACGAGGAGUCUCGCGUCUACGCCGUCAUCUACGUGUCCAUCGUGCUCGUCUGCUACACGGUCGGCAUGUCCGUGCUGCUGACACGCCACUUCCGGCGGGCCGAGAACCAGCCGCGGCUGGCCGUGCUCUACCAGGCCAUCAUCAACCGGACGGCCUCGCUGCGGAGGCGGCGGACUGACGAGGCGCCGCGCGCAGCGCCCCAGGUGGUGGUGCACGAACCUGAAGUGUCGCCGGCGCCGCUGCGUGGCGCUAGUGAGCGGCCGUCGGCGGGUGGUGCGAGGCAGAACGGCCGCCAGGUGUCAUCACUGGACGAGAUCACGACAGACGUGGAUGUCGAGGCCUGUGAUGGCAGUGUGGUGGAAAGGACGACUGGGAGGGUGUACCGAGAGACGGACUUUUAGCUCGUGAGGCGAAACGCGCGGGAAGUGCGCUGGUGCCAACGUGAUGCGCUCAAGGACGCCUUUGAAUCGUUCGUGGGCGUCGGCCCGAUAUAGGUAAUCAUUCGAAGUGGUUAUUUGCUGUUGCUGUGUGCAGUGCGGUGUCUACAAGCAACGUAGCGCAUGCCUGGCGAAACAGGGUCAAUGCUAUUACCGAUCUCAUCAUGGACAUUGAUUGCAUCACGAACAUUGUUUGUGCGACUUGCGAAUGUCGGCCAGGAGGCAUCGAGGCACGGACAUUGUCGCGUGAAAGAAAACAGGCGUGUACACCAAAUGUUGUCGAGAGUUGCUGAUUCUUCAAGCGAUGUUCAUAUUGUGGUCCGUUUUGGAUCAUCGUAUCACCCAUAUGUGAGCUGUUUGGUGCAGAAAUACAGAUAUGUUAUUGAUUGUCUAAA
Amphibalanus amphitrite is the source of this 1085-nucleotide messenger RNA. RefSeq lists its product as uncharacterized. The record is from RefSeq and is a predicted model, not a curated record. Bases 1 to 654 code for a protein of 217 amino acids. The transcript has 2 exons. NCBI's taxonomy places the organism in Eukaryota, Metazoa, Arthropoda, Thecostraca, Balanomorpha, Balanidae.